This is a messenger RNA of Echinops telfairi (small Madagascar hedgehog), 1917 nucleotides long. RefSeq names its product WW domain-containing adapter protein with coiled-coil-like. Gene Ontology annotation, biological process: regulation of autophagy; positive regulation of TORC1 signaling. Gene Ontology annotation, molecular function: chromatin binding; RNA polymerase II complex binding. Gene Ontology annotation, cellular component: nucleus. The transcript is spliced from 2 exons. The record is from RefSeq and is a predicted model, not a curated record. Lineage: Eukaryota; Metazoa; Chordata; Mammalia; Afrosoricida; Tenrecidae.
AUGGUAAUAUAUGUGAGGAAACAGCAGAGACUCCGUGAUGGCUGUUGAGACCACAGGGGAGACUCAUAGCCUUACCAGGCACUUAAAUAUUCAUCGAAGAGUCACCCCAGUAGUGGUGAUCACAGACAUGAAAAGAUGUGAGACGCCGCAGAUCCUUCACCACCAAAUAAAAUGUUGAGAAGAUCUGAUAGUCCUGAAAACAAAUAUAGUGACAGCACAGGUCACAGUAAGGCCAAAAAUGUGCAUGCUCACAGAGCUAGAGAGAGGGAUGGUGGGACCAGUUAUUCUACACAAGAAAAUUCACACAACCAAAGUGCUCUUCAUAGUUCAAAUUCAAGCAAUAACCCAAGCAAAACUUCAGAUGCACCUUAUGAUUCUGCAGGUGACUGGUCUGAAUACCUUAGCUCUUCUGGGAAAAAAUACUACUACAAUUGUCAAACAGAAGUUUCACAGUGGGAAAAACCAAAAAAGUGGCUUGAAAGAGAACAGAGACAAAAAGAAGCAAACAAGAUGGCAGUCAAUAGCUUCCCAAAAGAUAGGGAUUACAGAAGAGAGGUGAGACAAGCAACAGUAACCAAUGGGUUUGCCAAUGGAAUGGAAGACAAGAAUUCCAGUGAUGCCAGUAGUUUGCUCCCACAGAAUAUUUUGUCUCAAACAAGCAGACACAAUGACAGAGACUACAGACUGCCAAGAGCAGAGACUCACAGUAGUUCUACACUAGUACAGCACCCCAUCAAACCAAUGGUUCAUCCAACUGCUACCCCAAGCACUGUCCCCUCUAGACCAUUUACACUACAGUCUGAUCACCAGCCAAAGAAAUCAUUUGAUGCUAAUGGAGCAUCUACUUUAUCAAAACUGCCUACAUCCACAUCUUCUGUCCCUGCACAGAAAACAAAAAGAAAAGAGUCUACGUCAGGAGACAAAUCUGUAUCCCAUUCAAGCACAACACCUUCUAUGUCUUCUGCCUCUGGACUGAAUGCCACAUCUGCACCUCCAACAAUUGCUUAGGCAGUCCCCAUCUCACCUGUUCCACAGUCAUCAAUACCUCCGUUACUGCAGGACCCAAAUCUUCUUAGACAGUUACUUCCUGCUUUGCAAGCUACACUGCAACUUAACAAUUCUAAUGUGGAUACAUCCAAAAUUAAUGAAGGUCUUACAACAGCUGUGACACAAGCCUCACUACAGUGUAUAAUUCAUAAGUUUCUUACUGCUGGACCAUCUGCUUUCAACAUCACUUCUCUGAUCUCUCAAGCUGCUCAACUCUCUACACAAGCCCAGCCAUCUAAUCAGUCUCUAAUGUCUUUAACAUCCAAUGCAUCAUCCCCAAGAUCUUACAUGUCUCCAAGAAUAAGAACACCUCAGACUAACACAGUUCCUGUCAAACCUUUGGUUAGUACUCCUCCUGUUUCAUCACAGCCAAAGGUUAGUACUACAGUAGUUAAACAAGGACCAGUUUCACAAUCAGCCACUCAGCAGCCUGUACCUAUUGAGAAACAGGAAGGUCAUGAGCCUGUUUCUCCUCGAAAUCUUCAGUGCUCAAGUAGCCAGAGAAGUCCGUCGCCUGGCCCAAAUCAUACAUCUAGUAGUAAUGCAUCAAACGCAACAGUUGUACCUUCGAAUUCAUGUGCCCGGCCGAUGUGUUCAUUAACACCCACGCUAGCAGCACACUUCAAUGAAAAUUGCAUAAAGCAUGUUCAAGGAUGGCCUGCAGAUCAUGCAGAGAAGCAGGCAUCAAGGUUGCGCUAAGAAGCCCAUAACAUGGGUAGUGUCCACAUGUCAGAAAUAUGUACUGAAUUUAAAAACAUAAGAUCUUUAGCUCGAGUAUGUGAAAUUCAAGCAACUUUGCGAGGGCAAAGGACACUAUUUUUGAAACAACAAAUUAAGGAACUCGAAAAGCUUCAUAGUGUGAAGAUGUGA